AUGCAGGAAGCUACCUCGAUUACCGAUGAGGUGCAAUUCCUUGAUGCCCCCAACGUCAAAAUUGCGCGAAAUUCGUUUGAAGAACUCACGGUUGAACUACCAGACGGCGCAAGUCACGCAAACGUUGAAGCAGUCCGAUCCUUUCCGCUCACCGAUUCUAACAAAUAUAUAACGCUGCUGGAUAGCGAAGGAGAAGAAAUCGGUAUCAUUCAGGACAUCAAACAGUUGCCUCGCGAGUCAGCGGAAAUCCUUGUGUCGGAGUUGCAGAAACGGUAUUUUAUGCCGAAGAUAACCAAAAUCCACGAACUGGAUGGUGAGUUCGGUGUGACCCGCUGGGUCGUGGAAACGAACCGCGGUCCUGUAACAUUUGGCAUGCGCACUCGAUAUGAUGUCGUCAGCCUUGACAAUGGACGGGUGCUGAUUAAAGAUGCUGAUGGCAAUCGUUACGAGAUUGAGAACUACCACCAUUUGGAUCUGGCGAGCCUGGCACUCCUUGAAACGCAAUUAUAG
Molecule: messenger RNA, 510 nt
Organism: Geodia barretti
Lineage: Eukaryota; Metazoa; Porifera; Demospongiae; Tetractinellida; Geodiidae
Source: the annotation of a GenBank genome assembly